AUGUCUGCCUGGUGGCUCUUCUUCCUUGUCUACUCCUUUGUGAUCUUCUCUGUCGAGGGCGACGGCAACAGCAACUCAGCGUCGAGCACUGCGGAGGUCCCGAGCCAAGGCACGUCGUGCCUGGCACGACCAUCGCAAAGGCCUGACUCCGCUGAGUUCUGCAAGACUCAGGAAAGUUCUUGGAACACUGCUGUCCCAUCACUCCAAGGACUUUGGCUUCCUUUGCAAGAUCCAUCGAGAGAUGACGAGCUCACAGGCAUCUGGGUGGCUUUGUGGCUUUUGCAAGAAAAUGCGCUCGCCGAGCGCCUGGUACUGCGACCUGUGUGGUCAGAGUUGGGAGAGCUGUGCAGUCCCUACGGCCAAGCAGGGUGGACAGAAAGCAGACCAGUGGAAUUCUUGGCAGACUGCGAACACUGCUUCGAGGACGAAGAGCCCAAGGCAGCGGAGACAGUCGUCAAGGAGGAAAAACAAAUGGAAAGAUUCGGCACAGCCAUCAAAUUCGCCUGCAGGGCAAUAUUGGCCUGGAAGUGCAACUCAAUGGCCUCAGAUGCAGCAGACGUCCUCUCCAAUGCCUCCUGGAUGGGAUCUCAAAGGGCUUGGAAAAGGAACUCCACAGAGCUUUCAGCAGCUUCCAAUGCCUGCACCAGCACCAUUGCCGCCGCUACCGCCUAUGAUGAGUGGUUAUCCGUCACCGCAAGGAGAGUGGACAUUGCCAAGAAGCGAGCAGAUGCUAUGAACAAGGACGAGGACAUCAGCCUCAUCACGGAAGACGAGAUGGAAGACUCAGAAGCCAGAGAAGAAGAAGAGAUUCCAAGAGACGAAAACGCACAGAAAAUCCAGGAAGGAUUGAACAAUGUAGUCUCCAGCCUCACGGAGCUCUCGGACUCAGCAGACAAACUGGAGCCGAAGCCCAAAAGACCUCGUACAAGGGACGACGAGAACCCAGGAGACUCAAAGGCUGGUGGGCGACAGCCCUCUUUGCAGCCUUUUCGCAAGGCCUUUCAGGGGAAAGGCGCUCCUGAACAGUUCCCGCAGGUGCUUUCUUCCUGGUCAGACCACGUCCAUAAUGAUGAGUUGCUCAACAUUGCCAUUGCGACCCCAGAAGUUCGCGUCCAAACGACGCACAAACAACAUCAUGCCGAUCUCGUCCUGAUUCAAGGUGAUCCUGAACGUAAAGGGGCUAUCAUCACUGUCUAUCCUCCAGGAGUUGAAGAACAUCUGAGCACCACUCUGGCAGUUUCCUUGCCUGAGCAUGUCAGUGGAAUGGACGUCAUUACUGGAGCGGAGGCACAAGAUCUUCUACUUUCGCAUGCCUGUGAUGUCUUUCAUGCCGGAUUUCAACUGCCGAUUGGGACAGUUCCAACUCAUUGGAUGGCAAAUGGACACACAUUUGUGGUUAUUUUUCAGGAUAUGCAGACGGAAACGAACAACGAGAUUGAGAGCGCCUUGCCAGCCUUGAGUUCUGAAACUAUUGACCAGGCUGAAACUCUUGAUGAAGAACCAAUUGAGAAUGAGAAUGAGCAAGAAGGAGGAGAAUCUGAACCACAUCAAGAAUCUUCCAGCAGUUUUGAUGAGGAAGCUUUACAAGGACUUUGGAUCCACCAAUUUCAUCAGCCUGCUCAUCACUGUUUUGUGAGAUGGACAACCUACAAUGUCAUCCUCUUUGACGCGUUACAGUCGGUUGGACUCCAUCGUGAUCUUGCUGUUGGUUUUCAUUAUGUUCAGGCGCCGCUAGUCGAUCAACAUGAAGCAGAAGAAUCCAUCAUCAUUCAACGGGUUGGAGACAUUGAAGGUGGAUCGCCGGCAAAGCUGGUCAUUGUAGAUCUCACUUUUGCUGGUCAACUUCAAGGAUCUCCCACAUAUCAUAGACGAGUUCAAGUUUUCCCGAGGCAUCUCAGUAGAACUGGAGUCCUUCAGGAACUGAACUUGGCAGACCCUUGCGUCAUUGAGGCAGAUCGGUGCACACUACAUCUCAACAAUGCACUGUGGGCAAAAGAGGAUGCAGCUCCGCGUGAACUUGCUCAUGGUGCAUAUUUGAGACUUGAGGUAAGGCUGCGCAAUGACGAGCAAGAGGUCAAGGUACAAUCUGCUACAUAG
Molecule: messenger RNA, 2097 nt
Organism: Cladocopium goreaui
Lineage: Eukaryota; Dinophyceae; Suessiales; Symbiodiniaceae
Source: the annotation of a GenBank genome assembly